GGGCCAUGAGUGUGGGAGGCACCUUGGGGAGGCCUAAAGUCUGACUUUUCCCUUCCCGACCCUGCCUUCCAAAAGCUCUCACGUUAGGAACUGUUAUCCAGCAGCCUUAAGUUCUAUAGUGCUGAUACAGCUAGAAACAUUUCCCUUCGAUCAUUUCCACAUGUUGUUUCUGAAUGUCAGGGAAGUCUUGCUGCCAUUUCAUCUUUUUUUUUAAGUAUGGUGUUAAAAACUAUUUGCAGAAUGCUAGAUCCAGUUUUGACGUUGAUCAGGAUAGAGGUAUUAACUAUGCACAUCCUGUAGCUUUCACUCUAAUACAACUUGGUAUGUUGCUGUUUGCUACAGCACAGUGGAAGUACUGACUCUUGCAGUGUGGGGACCUCUAUAACCUUGUGCUGUAUUUUACAUAGCUGCACACCAGCAAUUACUCCUGAUUUGGCAGUUUGCUCAGUUGUUUAUUCCUACUUCACAGCAGUAUCCUGCUCUUCUCUUCUUGAGAAUUCUCUUAGUACGUUUUUGAGAACCCCUUCACAUUUCAUGUCUAAACUUUCUUGAGAGCUGACUUGGGAUUAUGUUCUAUCACCUGGAUCAGAGGGUUUUGUUACUCUUACAUACAAGAAGGGAUGUUUGUGGAAAGAGAAAAAAAAUGUUUAAAGCAGUAAGGUUUCACUGUUCCUCACAGGGGAAAAAAAAAAAAGAGGUACUUUUGAGGAUGACUUUCGUUACUAUUGAUAGUAGUAAGACUUUGUUCAGUUUGGGGUUGACUUUCAUCUUCCUUAACUGUCUGUUAGAGACAACAAUACAAAAAUAUGUCUUUGGACAUGAUCUGAAUUCUGUCUUUUCUGAGAGCAUCUAGUACUUGAACUUCCACCCUGGGAUUCUGCUGUCAUCUUGUUUGCUGUGUUUAUCAGCAAGAAAGGAAGUGACUGUUCAGACUAAUUAAAGUAUGUUGAGGUCAUCUGCACUGAUAAAAGUAAAACCAAACCUUAAACUGUAUGAAAGUUUUGGCAUUUUGCUUAGUACUGGCUUCUGUUUGUGGCCUUUCAGCUCAAAAGAAAUGCAUCCUUAUCUAGAAGGUUUGUAAUGGGAGCUGAAGCUGAAAAAAGAAUGUGAAGGUCAUAGGCAAAGGGAAGAGAGAGGACAGAUAAAGGGAGGUUUUUUUGAGUAACUUUGGGCCCAAAAGAGAAAAGGAGUCAGGCUGUUAGUACGUGGUUUAUUUAAAAAUAAAAUAAAAAAAACUUUAACUUUUUAAAAAGCAUGAGAGUAGCUACUUCUUUAUGUCUUUGUCUUUAGUUCAGUACACACUUAGAGUGUGAAAAAUCUUAGUCUUGGGGAAGGGAGAAGAGUUGGGUGAGCUCGGCUGAGUGCUGCAGCCCAGAGGUGAGCUGUGUUGGCAGGAUGCAUCGUGCUGGGUCUGGCUCCCCCUCCCCAUGCAGCUCCUACAGCACUGGGCUCUGCGCCUCUGCCUGCAGCAGCCUUGAUACUGUGGCAUGUUUUGAUAGUUGGUGCUGGCACAGCAUGGAGGCUUUCUUCAGCUCCCCCAGAGCUAGCAGGCAGGAGGAAGCAAGAGAAUCUCAUGCAGCAAUGGGUCAAGAGGCUGGCAAACCUGCAUGGCCAAAACCAACAGGAGGGUAUCAGACUAUUACAGGUAGAAGAUAUGGAAGAAGGCAUGCUUAUGUCAGUUUUAGACCAUCUUUGAAUAGUCAAGAUGGAAAUCAACACCAACACAAUGGAGAAUAUGAAGGAUUAGAAUUGAGUGAUGUUCAGGAACAGAUUUCUUUAUGUUCUGGGCCAUUGGUUCAAGUUUCUCCAGGUUUAUUGGAUGAGCCUCUGUUAGAAAAUAUUGGAACUGGAGACUCCGUUUGCCAAGCUGUGUUCAGGCAGACUUCUGAGGCAAACCCUUCACCAUUUUCUUAUGGUACAGAAGGCAGCCAAAUCUCAGGGAAUGUUAUGAACCCUGAUAAAAAUUCAGAGGACCUGGCCAAAUAUGCUUCUGGAGAGUGUGAUGAUUUGAAUGGUUGCAGUGGAAUUGCUUUUGUAAACAUUGACUCUUAUGAGCCAGAUAGCAGUGAUGGAGAAGAUGAUGACGGUGAUGGUCAAGACCAACUUUGCUUGGUGAGAGAAGAAGCAGGUGUACUUCAGGAAACACUAGAUAACAUAGUUUCUGAGUUAGAAAAGGAUGUAGAAUCUCUUACGCAUUUACGGUCCCAAUUAUCUACUCUCAAUGACAGAGUUUCUAGAGAAUGUUGUGAGGAAAUAGGACCAAUGCCCUUAACGAGAUAUUUUAGCACAGAUUCAGAAUUUACCCAUCAAAACAAUGGGACGUAUAAAAAAUCUGCUGAAGAUCAAGCCAUACUGAAAAGUAACCUGAGUGGUGCCAGCCAUGAAACGCAAUUGGUAGACACAGUGCACAUAGAAAACAGGACCUGUGUAACAACUUGUAACGAAGUAAAUAUCAAUGAUGGGGAGACUGAACAAGGAGAUUCACCUGAACUAAUAGUGAGACCUAAGAUAAGAAAACUAAACCCCACAAGCCAUUUGGACAGAGAGAAGCUUCCAAGUAAUAAUGAAGAAGAAUGCAGUUCUAGGAGGGAAGGUGAAAUUGAUGAAAUCGAGCAAGGCUGUGCUGAGUUUCCCUUCAGAAAUGACAAAGAAAAAUUGAGCUCCAGUAUGUUAUUUGAUUCCAAGUGGUACAGUGGUUCUCAAAGCAACACAAAAGUAGACCUAAGGAGAAAUACAUCAGCUCAAGAACAAAAAGAUGUGCUAGAUGAUAGCAGUUUCUGGGAUGAGUUUGAAGACUGCAGCAGACGCUUAGCAGUGUCCCACAGAGAUGAAGACAGCUCAGAAUGUAGUGAUGGAGAGUGGCCUGCAACUGGGCCUAUCUAUUUUGCUGCUGCAGAAAAAGACCAGUCUUCAAGUGAUGAGAGCUGGGAGACGGUCCCAGGCAAGGAGGAACAUGAAGCAGAAGUGCUGAGCAGCAGCAAUGGGAUAGAAGUGAAUGCAGACCCUUGUUUCCAUGGAGGGGUGCAAACAUUUUUGGAGGAAGGAGAAAUUCCAUGGUUACAGUAUCAUGAAGAAAUAGAGAGUAGCAGUGAUGAAGAAAACGAUCCAUCUAGUGAUUUUGUGCAUCCUGGGUUCUUUAUGUUGGAUGGAAACAACAAUCUUGAGGAUGACUCCAGUAUGAGUGAGGACCUGGAUGUGGAGUGGAGGUUACUGGAUGAGUUUGGUGACGGACUCGGAGUUGCUCAAGUCAUUUCUUAUGUGGACCCUCAGUUUUUCACAUAUAUGGCACUAGAGGAGCGCUUAGCACAAGCUAUGGAGAAUGCUCUGGCACAUUUGGAGUCUCUUGCAGUUGAUGUUGAACAGGCCCAUCCACCAGCUACUAAAGAAAGCAUAGAUUGUCUACCACAGAUUAUCGUCACUGAUGACCAUGAUGGUCAAGAACAGUGCUGUACUAUAUGUUGCAGUGAAUAUGUAAAAGAUGAGGUCAUAACAGAGCUACCCUGUCAUCAUUUGUUUCAUAAGCCUUGUGUCACUCUUUGGUUACAGAAGUCAGGAACAUGUCCUGUUUGUCGCCAUGUGCUUGCUCCCAUGCUUCCUGAAGCAGCUGCUGCCACAGCAUCCUUUCUACCUGAUGAUGAUUCUUCAUCUUCUGUUUAGAAUGUUACAGGAGCUCCCAGCUAGGGUCUGAAAUGAAAAUUCUACUGCCAAAAUAAAUGUUAAUUGUGUUUAAUUACAAUGUGAAAAAAAUAUAUGUAAAAUACCUUGUAUAUUAUAUGUUUCAGUUUUGAAAGAAGAUGCAAGAAUUUUUCAACUGAUUAGGUUUACAAUAGUUUCUAGCUUUCAAUUUGAAAAUUUAAAAAUGUGCACCCUUUUUUCAUUUUUCCGAGUAAUAUUGCUGGUAACUAGAAUGUCUAAAGCUUGUAUUAUGUUAAAUUUGUCUAAGAAGAUAAUAUGGCACUUUGUGUUUGCAUUCUCACAACUGCAGUGCAGUUGCAUCUUACUGAAGUUAUGCUUAUAGAUUCUUGUAUAACUGAACUAUUUGCCAAUGAGUAACUGUAAUUUUUCUUUUGUUUACAUCAGCUAUAAAGACAUUUUGUGAUGACAGCAGUACAAUUUGCUUUCACUGGAAAUGCAAUGGAACAAUUUCUCAGUUUUAUUCCAUAUUAAACUUUUCUGGCAUCAGAAGUGCUGUUAGAUUACUGUUGUCUGGGCUUUUUUACAAACGCUUUUACCAAUUUUAAGUCUAAGUCCUGAAUGAACUUUGGACUGUAUGAACUUUGGAACUUCAACAUUUGAUAUUCCGAGUUUCUAAGAAGUUGAAUCUGUAACAUCUGGGCAGCUGGUUCUUUUGAGUUUUGUUUAAAUACCAUUCUGCUGAAUAGACCUCCUUUACUUUCUCCUCCUUGCACGUAUAUUCUCUCUCUUCUAGAUAUAUUUAUUUUUAUAUAUAUGUCAGGGAGGGAUUGCUUUCCUAACGCAGAUAUAAUUAAAAUAUUUUUGUCUCUUGGAGUCUUGAAGUCUGAACAAGGUAGUUAGAACCUUGUGCACUUAGUUGAAAACUAUAUUUGAAUACGUGGGUGUUAGGAUAACUAUUAUUAUUUCAGAAUUUUAAGAAUGAAUGUUUCUGGUGUUUGCACUUGUUGCAGUGGGUUAUGCUACAUAGAGUAUUUUAAAGGGGAAAAGACUAAUUUCUAAAAUGUAUUUCUCUAGUUAAUAUUCUGUGUCCCUUAAAGGUUUCUCUUGUGCUGAAAUUAGUCUUAGAGCACAGAAAAUUAAGAUUUGGGUUUGUGUAUCUGUAUUAAUGGUUGUGCAGUCCUACACUGUUGGAGCAUGGGGAUAAUAUGCAAGGAACCAAAUCCAAGCACUCUUAAAAUUACUUGCUUCCAGUAACUACUAGUUAAGCUCAUGGAAAGCUUAAUGUGAUGACUGAAAAUGAGUGGUGAUUGAAAAAAUAAGGCUAAAGCAGCUCUCAGCUACAUGGUUAUGGUUUUUGCUGCCAUAAUAGCCUCAUCUUUACAAAUAUUAAUAUGUUCUUUGAAUAAUGGUGUAAGACAGUAAUAUUUGUUUUUGAGAGACAUACUGAAUAGUGUGAGUUACUUUACAGUGUACUUUGUGGACUGCGACAGAACAAAGAAUUGCUGGCUGUUGCCGUAAAUCUAUUUCUGAGAUUUUUUUUUUUUCAGAUUUUGCAUUACUAAAUGUGAGUACAAGGAAGUAAGAACAAUAGGGUGUUGGUGAAAAGUGGUGGAAGUGUGGUUAGCACAGCUCCUUACAAGUUCAUUUUUCUGCAGUAGAACUCAAAGCUGACAUCAGCAGGAUUUUGAAAAACGUGACAAGGAACAUACACUACAGGUAUACUCACUGAGACAAUUCAUACUAAUCCAAGAAGCACUAUAAUUUUCCAUAGCUCAUUUAUAAAUCAGUGCUGGGGAGAAUGCCCAUCGAUUGCUCCUCAUGGCAAAUGCUACAACAGGUAUUUUAACCAGCCUGUAUUACGUUUCUUUCCUGAACUGCACAGUAUGCUGUCCCUCAUUUAAUCCUUUAAGAACCGUGUUUUGUAAAGAGGAUUACUUUUAGAUUCUGAGGCAAGAUUUGGAAGCACUCUUGCUUGUAGCUUUUGAUUCCAGACUUAACCAGGAAUGUCAAGAGCUAAGACAGAAGCAGCUGCUGGGCUUUUUUUUUCCUCCUUAUCUGCUACUGGCCUCAGUUCUGCUUACUAUUUCUAAACAGAUGAUGAACAGUCGUCUAAGAAGAGCGUUAAAGCUUUUCUUUCUUUUUUCCCCCUUUACCUGGAACGUUGAUGGGUUAUUCAUAGAUCUUUCUUGGUACCUCAACUGUACCAAGGCACCGAGGUGUCUGUGAAAUUAUAUGCCAGGUUCAGCAAUUGUUCAGCAAUACCUAAGAAGAGUUGAAUGAUCAUAUUCUUUUGGAUCAUGUUCAAAUGCUUGUUGUGAUUUAGUUUUUUUUGGUAAAUGAAACUGCAUCAGAUUGCUGUGCAGAUUCAGUGGUAGAAUCAGUUCAAGUAGGCCUGAUCCUUUAGAACACCUUAAAGUGUAAUGUUUUCCUAGAACAAUAAAAAUUAAAGAACAAAAAUUAGCUCAAAGGGAACAUUCUGGGCAUUCUCCUAGCUACAAAAAGAAAAUCUUUUUCCCCCAUUAAAUAAAAUCAAGCAUUCAACAAGAAGGAAGAGGAAAAUGUGGAAAAGUAAGUCUGCUAAAAUGAGGGCUUGUAUCAUCUCUUCAUGUACUAGUAAACUGGAUGUGUCUUAAGUCCAAAGGAGAACAUAAAAGGGGAUAGACAAAUUACCUACUUUGAAUAAUGUUUAAGUAUUACAUACGUUCUUGUGAAAAAUGUGUUUCUGGUAAACUACAUGAUGUAAAAUGAAUGCUUUUUAAUAUGUAAUAAAACAUUUUCAUUGCAAAGUUAAAA
Gallus gallus (chicken) is the source of this 6429-nucleotide messenger RNA. It is a transcript of the gene PJA2, whose product is annotated as praja ring finger ubiquitin ligase 2. The record is from RefSeq and is a predicted model, not a curated record. Lineage: Eukaryota; Metazoa; Chordata; Aves; Galliformes; Phasianidae. The transcript has 9 exons. The coding region runs from base 1396 to 3657 and encodes 753 amino acids.